This is a messenger RNA of Physcomitrium patens, 3527 nucleotides long. Its product is annotated as DNA-directed RNA polymerase 1B, mitochondrial. Gene Ontology annotation, biological process: mitochondrial transcription. The record is from RefSeq and is a predicted model, not a curated record. Gene Ontology annotation, molecular function: DNA binding; DNA-directed RNA polymerase activity. Gene Ontology annotation, cellular component: mitochondrial DNA-directed RNA polymerase complex. NCBI's taxonomy places the organism in Eukaryota, Viridiplantae, Streptophyta, Bryopsida, Funariales, Funariaceae.
GUUUCUGCUUCUUCUUUCCAUUGCUCCCAACCGCUUCCCUGUGCUCGUCCUCCACCUCCUCCCUUUCCAUUUCAACCUCAGCUCCCUCUCUCUCUUAUUUCUGCUUGCGUUGCUUUGCAGGUUGGCCUUUCUCCCUCUCUGGCUCUCGCCGCGGCUGCGCUACGCCCCUCGUUGUCGGACUUCAUCGAUUCUGCUGCCUUCACCGCUUUGUGUCCUCGUCGUCUCUUGGAUUUCCUUUCGCUGUAAUCGAUAUUGCCUGCUGUAUUCUGAAAAUCAUUCUCGGUGAUAAGACAGAGAGAUUUGAAAAGAAUGCCUCGCAUAUUGAGUUGAAUACUAUGUGGCGGGCUGCGGCACGAUAUUUCAAGAGCGAAUUGUUGCAUUGUGGAGGCAGCAGGUCAAGGAUUGCGCAAGUUGACUUAUACGCAUUGGCGCAGCAUAGGCUAUUGUGUUCUGCGACAGCGGAAGUGCAAACUGUCGACAGACUUUGUGGUAGCAGUUCAGAUCAUAUAUUCUCACCUGACUCCUCCAUCUUGUCACAGCUAAACACACCUCUGGAAGACAUCCUUGACGCCGCCCUCCUCGGUGUUGUGUCUAGAUAUGAUAACAGGGAUUAUUUCAGGUCUUUGAAUCCUUACCGUAGUGCUGUGUUUUCAAGCACUGCUGAACCUGCUGAAUAUAUUGGAUAUGGAGAUCCGUAUGAAGGAACCGAGGUUGAUUAUGAUGAAAGAGGAAUUGAGUUCUUUAUGUCGGAGCAUGCUGGCGCAGCCGUUGAAGCUAAAGAAAUGGAAAGGAAGAAGGGUCAUAACAAGCUCCAGGAACUUCGUCAGAGACAAAUAAUAAAUGAGACGGAGGCAUGGACAAAUGCAGAAGCUCAAUAUGAAGAAUUUAUAGCGGAAAUGUGUCGAAAGAAACUUGCUCCGAACUUGCCGGCCUCCCAAUUGCUUCUUCUUGGAUGGUAUGAGCCUUUGAGGGAUGCCAUCGCAGAAGAGCAGCGAGCUUUCUCAGAAUUGGAGUUCCGUGGUGAACGUGCUUCAUAUGGUCCAUUUCUGUGCCAGUUGCCUCCGUCUCAGUUGGCGGUGAUCACGAUGCAUUGCUUACUGGCAUUAGUCAUGAGCAAUGAGAAGAUGGGGUAUGUUAAAGUCAUUCAGGCUGCUCUUCACAUUGGAGAAGCGGUAGAACAAGAGGUUCUGAUUCGUAAAUUGCGGAUAGGCAAAGCUAAGAAGAACGAAACGAAGAGGAAAGGCAUAACAAAGGAUGAUGGAAUCAGUACCAUAGAGUCUGGCAAGGUUGAGCUUACUACCAGCCCGGAACUGCCCACUCAAGCUACUGGAAUGCAAAAAUUGCGGAAGCUGAGAUUAUGGAGAAGUAUGUUGCAAAAAGCCAGCGGAAGCGACCCUUGGGGUCCUACAAUUUAUGCAAAGGUGGGCAGUCGAUUGUUGGAGCUUUUUAUGGAGACUGCAGUUAUACGAGUUCCGAGCGACGAUCCUCACGUUGAUGCUUCUUUCGAGCCUGUUUUUCAACAUACAAAUAAGAAGUUUGUCUGCACGAAUGGCAGAUCAUCUACAGGUUUUGGUGUUGUGGAGUGCAAUCCUUUGGUCCUAGAACAAAUAGACAAGUCGGUUAAGUACGUGAUAAUGCCGUAUAUGCCCAUGGUUUCAAAGCCCAAGCAUUGGAAGGGGUUCCAUGAUGGGGGCUACCUGUUUCUUAAGUCUUCGAUAAUGAGGACUCAUGGUUCGAAGGAGCAGUAUGAUAUCUUCAAAAAUACUCCUCGCGAGAAUAUGAAAAAGAUUUUCCAGGCGCUGAAUGUUCUCGGAGAAACUGGAUGGAGAGUGAACAAGCCAGUUCUUGCUGUGUUAGAGCAGAUUUGGAAAGAAGGUGGACGUUUAGCCAAUUUGGUAGACGCCGAGGAUGUCCUUGUGCCAGCUAAACCUGAGACCAACAACUUGGAUGAGCUAAAGAGCUGGAGGAGGGAAGUUGGAAUUGUGAAGCGCACUAACUACGAGCGGUACUCCUUGCGCUGCGAUGUCGAGCUUAAACUUGCUGUGGCUAGGAAAUUAGUGAAUGAAGAUGCAUUCUAUUUGCCACACAACUUAGAUUUUCGGGGAAGAGCCUAUCCUAUGCACCCAAAUCUUAACCACUUGGGAUCAGAUAUGUGUCGUGGAGUACUUGAGUUUGCGAAGGGAAGACCACUCGGCGAAACUGGUCUGCGCUGGUUGAAAAUACACCUUGCGAACCUUUAUGGAGGAUCUAUUAGCAAGUUAUCAUUUGAUGCACGAGUUGCUCAUGUUGAUACCCAUAUGGAUGAUGUUUUCGAUUCCGCUGAGAAUCCUAUGAAUGGAAAUAGAUGGUGGCUAAAGGCAGAAGAUCCUUUCCAAUUUUUGGCUGCUUGCAUUGAUAUACGAAAUGCUGUUAAGUCUGGGAAUCCGAAGACGUACAAUUCAUUUCUGCCUGUUCAUCAGGAUGGUUCAUGUAAUGGAUUGCAACAUUAUGCAGCCCUUGGGCGAGAUCGGAUUGGUGCUGGGACUGUGAAUUUGUUAGCUGGUGACGUACCUGCUGAUGUCUACUCAGCUAUUGCAGACAGAGUGCACCGGACUAUAGAGAAAGCAGCUCUGAAGAACCCCGAGGCCAGUAAACAUGCAGCGAUUGCACGGGUUCUACUUGGACAAAUAGAUAGGAAGCUCGUAAAGCAAACUAUAAUGACAUCAGUAUAUGGUGUUACGUUUGUGGGUGCACGUAUACAAAUCUUGAAUCGCCUCAAGGAGCGAGGCAUUAUACAAGAUGGUGGUGAACUAUUCAAAGCUUCUGUUUAUGCUGCUAAGGUAACGCUUGAUGCCUUAGGAGAGGGCUUUAGGGAGGCACGAUGCAUCAUGAACUGGCUUUCCGAAUGUGCUCAGAUCAUUGCUCAUUCUGGCAAUUCUGUAAAAUGGACUACACCGUUGGGGCUUGAAGUGGUCCAACCUUAUCGGAAUCCUAGUAGACAUCUGGUGAAAACUGCGCUUCAAGAUCUUCAUAUUAGGUCAGUUGAUGUUGACAGCCCAGUCCUGAAAACGAGGCAGAGAAGUGCAUUCGCUCCUAAUUUUAUACACUCCCUUGAUAGCACCCACAUGAUGUUGACUGCACUUGCCUCCAAUCAAGCGGGGAUUUCUUUCGCUGGGGUGCAUGAUUCCUUCUGGACGCAUGCAGGAGAUGUCGAUGUUUUGAAUAAACUUACACGGGAGAAGUUUGUGGAGCUGUAUAGUUAUCCCAUUCUUGAAAAUUUAUUGCUAGGGUUUCAGAGACGUUAUGCUGACUUAACUUUUCCUCCAGUCCCUGAACGUGGAGUCCUGGACAUCAGGGAGGUUCUUAAAGCCCCAUACUUUUUCAACUAGAUUUUCCAUCUUUACAAUCCACAAUUAGUACCGACAGUGUAGAUAACUUUAAUUGACUUUCAUUGAUGUUAGUGCAAGUGUAUAUUAUUAAUUCAAGUGAAAUAUCUGCUCUCUUUGCAACUGGGUGACGAAUGGAUACAUUUUGAAACAUUUUUUCAA